AUGAUGGCUCGCACACGGAGGGGGGUCAAGUUCCCCCACAAGUCCAACGGCCAUGCUGGCUCUGAUGGCCGCCGCUCCAGCUUCAGCGACGUCAGCGAGGAGGGCUCGCCCUCCAGGAUCAAGACAGGCGCGGGCCUUCAAAACAUUGCAGAGCAACCCCAAUCCCCCGAGGAGGAAAAGCGAGCCGAGUAUGAGAAGAAGAAGGCGAACUUCUUGACACGUACUUUCUGGACCUUUGUCAUGUUCGCCGGCUUCUUCACUGCCCUCGUCAUGGGCCACAUUUACAUCAUCUGCAUCAUGACCGGCAUCCAAAUCAUCUCCUUCAAGGAGGUUAUCGCCAUCGCCAGUGUUCCCAGCCGCGCUCGCCAGCUGCGCUCCUCCAAGAGCCUCAACUGGUACUGGCUCGCCACCACCAUGUACUUCCUCUAUGGUGAAACUGUCAUCUACUAUUUCAAGCAUAUCGUGCUGGUCGACAAAGUCCUGCUUCCCUUGGCCACUCACCACCGCUUCAUCAGCUUCAUUUUGUACAUCUUUGGCUUCGUCUUCUUUGUCACCUCUCUCCAAGCUGGCCACUACAAGUUCCAGUUUACUCAGUUCGCCUGGACGCACAUGGCCUUGUACCUCAUCGUCGUACAGGCCCACUUCAUCAUGAACAACGUAUUCGAGGGCAUGAUCUGGUUCUUCCUCCCCGCCGCCAUGGUCAUUACCAACGACAUUUGGGCCUACCUUGUGGGAAUUACCUUUGGUCGCACUCAGCUCAUCAAGCUGUCCCCAAAGAAGACCGUCGAGGGCUUCGUCGGCGCCUGGGUCAUGACCAUCCUCUUCGGCAUGCUCCUGACAAACCUCCUGAUGCGCUCGUCCUUCUUCAUUUGCCCUGUCACUGACCUCGGCGCAAACAUCUUCUCCGGCCUCGAGUGCACUCGCAACCCCGUCUUCAACCCCAAGACCUACACCCUGCCGCCGCUGUUCUUCCUUCCGCCCAACAUGCACGAGAGCUUCUCCUUGACUGUGGCCCCCGUGCAGUUCCACACUCUGAUCCUGGCAACCUUCGCCUCCCUCAUCGCUCCUUUCGGUGGUUUCUUCGCGUCCGGCCUGAAGCGCACCUUCAAGAUCAAGGACUUUGGCGACUCCAUCCCGGGCCACGGCGGUAUGACGGACCGCAUGGAUUGCCAGUUCAUCAUGGGAUUUUUCACAUACAUGUACUACCACUCCUUUAUCGCCAUCAACAAGGUUAGCCUGGGUAGCGUCAUGGAGAUGGCUGUUACCGGAUUGACCGUCGAGGAGCAACUCGAGCUGGUGAGGGGGAUGGGUCGCUACCUCAGCAACCAGGGUGUGUGGGGUGAUGAGAUCAUCCAGUGUUUGGACAAGGCCUUGCAAGCCAAGCGAUGA
This is a messenger RNA of Colletotrichum karsti, 1389 nucleotides long. RefSeq lists its product as uncharacterized. Gene Ontology annotation, cellular component: endoplasmic reticulum membrane. Lineage: Eukaryota; Fungi; Ascomycota; Sordariomycetes; Glomerellales; Glomerellaceae. The transcript is spliced from 5 exons. The coding region runs from base 1 to 1389 and encodes 462 amino acids. Gene Ontology annotation, molecular function: phosphatidate cytidylyltransferase activity. The record is from RefSeq and is a predicted model, not a curated record.